GUCCUCGACGCUGGAUGUCUCGACGCCCCGACGCUGCCUCCUGCUGGAUCACUGAUGAACAACGUGGGACCACCCACCGACCGAACAGGUAGGGUUAACGUGAUAUUAGGAGCAAGCAUAUUUUGGGAUCUUCUUUGCAUUGGCCAGAUAAAACCAUGCCGCAAUCAGCCAGUCCUCCAGAAGACACAUCUUGGGUGGAUAGCCGCUAGUGACAUUACUUCAGUCACUCAAUCGCCUGCAUCAAUCAGUUACAUUACAGCCGACGCGGCACUUCAAAAGCAAGUCGAAAGGUUUUGGACAAUAAAAGAGAUUGACCGGGCGCCGGUGCGAUCAAAGAGCGACGAAUCGUGCGAACUCUACUUUCUGCAGACCUACAAACGGGACGCAAGUGGACGGUUUAUAGUCAGUCUACCAUUCAGAGGGGACCCCAGCAAGUUAGGCGAAUCCCGUAGUACCGCGGUGAAACGAUUCUACAAAAUCGAACAGAAGCUAGAACGCGAUCCUGAGCUCAAGGCAGCUUACGUCAAGUUUAUGCAGGAGUACGAAUCAUUGGGUCACAUAAUUGUCGUAAGUGAUACAACGAGCGGCACCUCGCCGGUGUAUUACAUCCCACAUCAUGCUGUAGUCACCCGAGUUAACGGGCAGAAUAAAUUUCGGGUAGUCUUCAACGCUUCUGCCAAGACGACUUCAGGAAAGUCUCUUAAUGACAUUUUGCGAGUCGGACCCACGAUUCAGCCAACGUUAUUUGUAAUCGUGCUGCGAUUCUGA
Molecule: messenger RNA, 768 nt
Organism: Temnothorax curvispinosus
Lineage: Eukaryota; Metazoa; Arthropoda; Insecta; Hymenoptera; Formicidae
Exons: 2
Source: RefSeq, a predicted model, not a curated record